GCCCUUUUACAGGCUAAUUGCAUAAUUCAUUCGCAUAACUAUUUCAUUCUCAUUUUUGUCACAAUGAUUAUCAUCAUCAUUUGAACGGAUGUCAUCACUGUGCUCACUCGGAACUUUUCGUAUCUGUGCACUUAAUCGAAAGAUAUUCCCUCUUGGACUUCCUCACACUUGGGUGCCAUAAAAAUUCAGAGAAGGUGGCUCCCCCUAGAAAAAGCACUCGAUAACCGACACGCCCAUGACAUUACUUGAGGUAUGCCCUUAUUCGUUACAAAGAUGUGGCUGACCUGGUCACUAGAGCGCAGAAGAACCUAGCUUGCUGUGACUCACGGGAAGGGAGGGUUAUGAAAUUACAAGAGUCGAGUAUGGUGCGCCCCAGUAAGUUGUUUCAGCGGUACAGUUGAAUACCUUCUCUUCAAUGACAUCUUCUAUCUGACAGGCUGAACUGGCCAAUAACAUCAUCCGCGUGAAAGCACCAAUGCUAAACAAAAUCGCAAUGGCAAUACAGCUCACAGACGGGAUGAGGGCGGGAGUCAUAGUGGCCAAGUUUCGCCGAAGACCCGGGGAGGACGCGGAGGGAUCAGAACCACGGCUAUCAGACAGACGGCACAAGAGGGGCGUCAUGUCCCCCGAGUACAGGAACUGCGUCAACCCGCAUGACAACAACAAGUUUGCACACGAUAGGGACCACUUGUAUGAGGUCGGAGGCAACAUAGGGGAGCGUUGUCUUGACAACGACAUCAACAUGAAGGCGCUGUACAAAGUGGAUCCCCACGCCGAAUGGAUAAUAAAGCCGCGCUCGGAUUACGAGUAAACGCCGAGAAGCAUCCGAACAAUCCUCGAAGCCAUAACGUGGCAAAAGAUGCUCUCGUAUUUUCGGACGGUAGGCCUUGAACAAUCUUCGAACUCGACGAAAUAACCCAGAGGAUUAUGGACGAACGUGGACGCUCUCCAAAACUAUUGCAAACAUCGUAAAUUAAGCAA
Molecule: messenger RNA, 981 nt
Organism: Nematostella vectensis (starlet sea anemone)
Lineage: Eukaryota; Metazoa; Cnidaria; Anthozoa; Actiniaria; Edwardsiidae
Product: rho GTPase-activating protein 18-like
Exons: 2
Coding region: 476-811 (111 amino acids)
Source: RefSeq, a predicted model, not a curated record